UUCGCAGUAUUACGGUAGCACGUUUAGCAAACACGGAAAUACUUAAUAACUCACGAAUACAUUUAUUUAGUAGUUGUAAUUAUGUCUUUUAGUCGUUUUUCCAAAGAGCUUCUGAUUGGAGCCGCGGCGUUGGGAUUCGCCCUUGUCGCUAGUUAUCAUCUUGGGAAAAGAAAGCCCAGAUUUUCUAGCAUGGACAUCUUCAAAAGCCACUCCGGGGGGAAAGACAACUCAGUGAUCCAAUACGUUCUCAAUCACUCACUGAGGGAGCAUCCGGUGCUUAAAAAACUCAGACUGAGGACAAUGGAGGAUUCAUGGAAUUUCAUUAUGGUCGCCUGUGAGCAGUCACAGCUCAUGGUUAAUCUGGCAAAGCUAAUAAAAGCCAAGAAAGCAAUAGAGAUAGGAGUCUACACAGGCUACAAUACACUGAACGUGGCUCUGGCUUUACCUGAUGAUGGAGUCGUGGUGGCUUGUGAUGUCAACGAAAACUACACCAACAUUGGCAAACCCUUCUGGAAAGAGGCGGGGGUUGAGCACAAAAUUGAUCUGCGCAUCCAGCCAGCACUGAAGACUCUAGAUGAUCUCCUGGCAGCUGGGGAGGCGGAAACAUUUGACUUUGUCUUCAUCGAUGCAGACAAAGUAAAUUAUGACAACUACUAUGAAAAGUCUCUGCAGCUGUUGCGGAAGGGAGGCAUCAUCGCUAUUGAUAAUGUGCUGUGGAGUGGGAAGGUGGUGGACCCUGCCCCUGACGAUGUCGACACCCAGGCCAUUGACAAGCUGAACAAGAAGCUGUACCGCGACACUCGCAUCAACCUUAGCAUGAUCACCGUGGGAGACGGGCUCACGCUGGCCAUCAAACUGUAGUAUGAUAUCUUGAUAAUCACUGUGCACUGUGCUUCAUGGUUUUAAGGAGGGUGCUGGAAAUGGGGAGAAAUGUUCAACAUCUUAGCAGUCAUGACUUAUUGCAUCACUGUCUUGCAUAUUAUGUGCAGUAACUCUUAGGUUUCAGUGUAGUUUUAAAACAGAUUUCAUGGUUUUUACUUAAGAUAGAUAGAUAUAGAUUUACUUUAUGGGAACAAAGUGUAUUUGUAAUCAGUCUCUGUGCUAGGAAGUGACAAUCAAAACCAUGUUUACCACAUUGCCAACUAAUCCUGAACUGAUUGCUAGUAUAUUUGUAAUAAAAAGUCCAAAUUGCA
Myripristis murdjan (pinecone soldierfish) is the source of this 1193-nucleotide messenger RNA. RefSeq names its product catechol O-methyltransferase domain-containing protein 1-like. The transcript has 7 exons. Gene Ontology annotation, molecular function: O-methyltransferase activity; S-adenosylmethionine-dependent methyltransferase activity. The coding region runs from base 82 to 861 and encodes 259 amino acids. The record is from RefSeq and is a predicted model, not a curated record. NCBI's taxonomy places the organism in Eukaryota, Metazoa, Chordata, Actinopteri, Holocentriformes, Holocentridae.